AUGCGUCUGCUCAAUACAAAAGAACUGGACGCUGGCGGGUUUGAGCUGAAAGAAUUCGGCCAGGAAAAUGUCCCGCCCUAUGCCAUCUUGUCGCACACUUGGGGUGAAGAAGAAGUUACCUUCCAGGACAUGACGCUUGGUCGCUUCGCAAACAAGAAAGGCUACGACAAGAUCAAAGGAUGUUGUAUUCUAGCAAGGGCAAACGGAUAUGACUAUGCUUGGGUGGACACGUGUUGCAUCGACAAGACAAGCAGCGCUGAGCUAUCCGAAGCAAUCAACUCCAUGUACCAGUGGUACGUAGAAGCCGAUGUCUGCUACGGCUUUCUCGCAGAUGUGCCGUCCAAGGUUGCGUUUUCGGACAGCAGGUGGUUUACCAGAGGGUGGACUCUUCAAGAGUUGAUUGCGCCAGAGACGAUGAUAUUCCUAGACGAAGCAUGGAACGAGCUAGGCACCAGGGAAAGCCUGAAACAAGAAAUUUUCAAUCGCACCGGCAUACCUAUGAGCGUUCUCUCUGGUUCCAGUCUUGAGAGCGUAAGUAUUGCCCAAAAAAUGUCAUGGGCCGCCUCGAGGCAAACAUCGCGGUCUGAAGACCGAGCCUACUGUCUAAUGGGCAUAUUCGGUAUCAACAUGCCGCUGCUAUAUGGCGAAGGUGAAAGAGCUUUUAUGAGACUUCAAGAGGAGAUUAUGAAAGUAACAGACGACGACAGCAUUUUCGCCUGGAGAUCCAAAACCCAGAACCACGGCUCGCUGUUGGCAACAUCUCCAGACGCAUUCGAACAUGCCGGAAACGUAGUCCGCACGCGCACUGCUUGGCUUCCCGACAGCAAGCCCUUGACAGUGAGCAACAAGGGGAUUCGGGUGGAACUAUCCUAUAUGGGAGUAGGGCACCAAGGAUUGGGGCUCGCCAUACUUCAUUGUGCAGAGCGCAAGAGAAAGGGGCGCGCAUUUAUUGCAAUAUACCUCAAGGACGUGUCUCUCACCAUGGAGAAUUUUGAAAGGGUUUGGUGCGAGCGGUACGAGCUGUUUGAUCCUAUGCCAUUUCGACCAAGCCAACGCCCUCAAAGAUGGAUCAACGUCCGGCAACAUCGUCCCAUGGCGAUGCGAUCACGAAAUCGCCACCAGAAGGGGAAUCCUAGUUUUGCGGCGCCAGGGGAAAAUCUACUAACGCCCCGAGAUGACCCUGACUGGGGUCUGUUCGAUGCAACGAUAAACUUUGCCAAUGGCGCUUCAAUACCACCGCCAGUGAAUUGGAUCGAAGGAGAGCAACCUUCACUCCUCGAUAUGGCAAAGAAAGGGCACGUAAUGGAGACGCAAUGGCUACUUGCGGAGCGGUCCACCAAGCCCGAUCAGAAAGAUGGGAGUGGACGAACUGCUCUGUCUCAUGCAGCGGCUAGUGGUCAUGCCAAGAUAGUAUGGUUUCUCCUAAUGCGGCGUGAUGUUAAGCCAGACGAAAAGGAUUCAAAUGGACGGACGCCUUUAUCUUAUGCAGCUAAAGAGGGUCAUGCUGAAGUUGUCUGGCUUCUGUUGACCCGAGGCGACAUCGACAUCCACUCAAAGGAUCAUAAAGGGCAGACACCGCUCUUCCAUGCCGCAGCAAACGGGCGCAAAACCAUCAUAUCGAUGCUACUAGCUCGUGGCGAGUCUCAACAUCAUUUGAGAGAUGACUUUGGGCGGACGCCGCUCUCGUAUGCCUCAGAAGGAGGACACGAAACCGCGGUGGAGAUGUUCCUAGACCGAAGUGACAUGGAUGCGGAUUCAAAAGAUGACGAAGGACUAACCCCUCUCUCCUAUGCCGCCUUCAACGGACACUAUUCGGUCACUCUCAUGUUGAUUGAGCAGGGAGCUGAUAUCGACUCACUAGAUAAAUGGGGUCAGACACCGCUGUGGUGGGCAACUCACAAGGGCCAUGCAAAGGUUGUCGAGCUACUUCUCAGCAACGGAGCUAAUAUGGAAAUAAAGGGCAGGGAUGGCUGCACGCCGCUUUUAUCCGCAGUUUCCAGCGGACAAGAGGAAAUUUUCCAGCUACUACUCGACAAGGGCGCCGAGAUAGAAACAUUUAAUAGCUAUGCCGAAACACCUCUGCUCAGGGCCACCAUGGAUGGGCACGAAGGUAUGGUCAAGGCACUGGUAGACAAGGGCGCUAACAUCGAAAUACCAGCUCCGGGCUGGUUGACGCCGCUGCUUAUAGCCACCAAGAACGGACACGAGGCCAUAGUCAAGAUACUGGUUGAGAAAGGCGCCGAUCUCGAAUAA
Molecule: messenger RNA, 2253 nt
Organism: Trichoderma virens Gv29-8
Lineage: Eukaryota; Fungi; Ascomycota; Sordariomycetes; Hypocreales; Hypocreaceae
Exons: 1
Coding region: 1-2253 (750 amino acids)
Molecular function (GO): protein binding
Source: RefSeq, a predicted model, not a curated record